GAACUUGAACGGUUCCCAAGUGUCGAGUUUCUUUCUUUGCCUCCCGUCGGAUGCUGUUUGGGCCCAGCUGCCCGACUGACUAAGCAGCACACCAACCAUCGCAGCCUGACAAACCUUGCAUCGCACGGGACUUUCUGGAAUAACCCCCUCACCCCAACUUUCCUCUCCUCCUGCAUCUCCCAACCAUCAACCCGCGCCGUAACCCCCCGCAGCGACAGGCAGAGCAGCCACUCUCUCCCCUUCUGCCCCCUACCUCCCUCUCUCCAUACUAUUACCACCGCCUACCAUCAUUCACCUCAAGUCACCUCAAGUCAUCUCCUGAUCCGUACCUCCUUUCUUAAUUUUCCCGGGAAGAAUCCAUUCCUCGCGUCGCUCCUUUUCCGAUCGACUCUCUUGACCUUCACCACACAUCCUCACGCGUGCACUACAUCCACCCAUCAUCCGUCGUCAUCGUCCUCGAACCUUUGUUACCCUUUUCCUGACUUGUGGAUUUGAUACUUUGACUUUCCUAUCCUCCUGGUAAAUAAGCAAUAGGAAAAAGUCUGACCCGACUCCCGCUUAAAAAUAUAACAUCCCUCUGCCGGCCAUUGUCUGCUUUGUGCACGCAGUAAUCUACCGUACACCCCUCCUACCGGUUUGCUAGACGGAGGUUUCAUCGAGUAGAGGGAGAACCAGAGAGAGAGAGAGAGAUACACACAAUACACGUACAGUACAGGAUAUCAAGGAGAGGGAGAGACAAACAGACCUAAAGCAAAGGGGAAUUUUCAAAGGAAAUUAGUCGCGCGACAGCUUUUUUUUGAGGCUCUCGUUUGAAAAGCAAUCAAUCGUACGCGUCAUCCAUCGUCAACAUUACUGAGUCCCGGGGGGCCUUUUCUCUCCCUUCCCCUUUACACAUUCAUCCCCUUCCUCAUCUCUCCCCCCGCGAGUAAUCUGCAUACGAGAGUUCCAAGAUCAUCGAAUCCAUAAUGUCUGCGGUGGUGACUGAGCUGGAGAAUGCUCUCCAAGCCAUGCAGGCUACAAAGGCACCCGGUGUAUCGGGUACGAAAAUCAAUCAAAUUACAGAACUAAGCUUAAGAAAUGUCCAGGUACUUUUUCCUAUUGUUUUUAACGGCAGAUCAUCACAUCUCUCACAAAAAAAGUAGAUUUGCGUUGUAGAAGCGAAUAUUCGGUUGCUGACAUUCGUUAUCAUAUCUCUCUAGUCUGAAUCAGUCAUCAUUCAAAAGGUCUACACGCACUUUAAGAAGUGCCCUGGAACACAUAAACUAGGCCCUCUCUACGUCGUAGACUCUAUCGCCCGGAAGUAUCUUGAACAGGCAAAGAGGCUGCAUGAGCCAGUAUCUCAUGCCGCACCUGAUGGUACAUUUGGCGCUGGGGUGCAUAGAAUCACCAAUUUGCUGCCCGCGUUAAUGAAUGAUAUUCUACAAAAUGCUCCUCCAGAUGAGAAUAAGGUACGCUAUCUUCCAACGAAGAAUUUGAAGAACGAAAGAGGGGCAUUAUCCCAAAAGUAGUCCUCAGCUGGAUGAAAUAACGGUCUAUCAUGUUCCUCUCCUACUCCCCCCUUGGCCAUCGAGCCGUUGUAUCAAUCAGUUCUUGACAACGCGGAUAAAAUACCCCCCGUUCCACAUUACUAUUAUCAUUGCUUUCUCCCUUCACCGCUUUGAAGACCACAGCGCCUGCUUGCAUAAGUGUAGAGGCAUCCGACUUACAUAGAGAUUGUGUGUGUUCUAGGAUAAGAUAGAUAAACUGGUAACGAUUUGGGAGCGCAGUUCCACGUUCCCUCCCGAGGUUUUGGCGGAUAUAAAGCAGAGGAUCACUGCGAGUCCCAUGUCAAUUGUCCUGAGUAAGCUCAUAUUUCCCCCAACAGGCGGCCCCUGGCCAUUUUCUGUAUCUCUCGGAAGAAGUUCGUAUGAAAUUGAUGGUUUCCUUCCCCGGCUUAUUUGUAGAUGCUCGCUCGACAACUCCUACCGGCUCACCGCCACCUCAUCUACAGUCCCUUGCCGGUCAGAUACAGAACCUCCCCGUGUACCAACCACCGCAGGCUCACCAGACCCCACAACCCGUGAUCCCAAAUGCGCAGUCGCAAAAUGCGUCGGCUACAGCUGGUAUAUUACAGGCUCUGGCCCAAAUGGCCAAGCAGAAUAAGACUGCUAUGCCGUCGCAGGCUCCUUCUCAGCAGCAGACACCGACCCCGGCCCCACAGUAUAGCGCGCCGACCCCUCAACCGCAACCCAGUGGGAUGCCCAAUCUAUCCCAAAAUGCAAGUUCGCUCGUUGUAUCGCAGCCUCAACAGGGUCAAGUUCCCAUGGCUCAAAUGCCGUACACCUCUGCUCCCCCUAGUCAAAACCCAAAUGCUGGUGCUAUUCCGAUGAUGGGAAAUCAAUUGGGUGGGAUGUUCUUGGGGCAGCCUGGUCAGGGGCAGUUUCCCAAUUUCCCCCCGCAGCCCCCCCCCCCACCGCCUAUGCCUCAACAAGGUGCUGCGCCUGCGGGGAUAGAACAGAUGGCACUUUUGCAGUUGCUUCUCCAACAUGGAGGAGUGAACCUCCCUCAACUGACGCAAUCAUUUGGAAACUUAGCUUCCGGGCAAGGCGGCCCUGGCGCCGACCUAGGUGCCGUUCUGCCAGCAUGGACACAAAUAAUGAGUGCUGCCCAAGGACAAAACCAGCAAGAUCCCCCUAGAGGUAAUGAUGACGGGUAUGGUAGAGGCCAGAGGAGUCGUGAACAUUAUUCCCCCCCGUCCCGCUCCCCGCCACGCUAUGGCAGAGACACGAGGCGCGGAAGGUCUCGUUCUAGAUCGCCAAACAGAUUUGAUCGUGGCGGCGGCGGAGGCGGCGGUGGUGGUGGCGCUGGCGGUGGUCGCUCACCACCAGCUUUCAGGCGCCGCAGUCCGGUGUAUGGUGAAUAUGAAGGCAAUGAUUCUCGUGGCCGUGAAGGUGAGCGUAAUCGCGGCGGCAGAGGUCGUGGCGGUGGGGGAUUCGGACGCAGGGGAGGAUCCCCUCGCGGUCGCAGGGAUCGUAGCAGAACCCCGCCCAGAUUCGCAAAUGGGAAGGGCCAAGCCGAACGUAAUGUUACUCCUACCGCGUUACCCAAGUUUCCCAAACAUGUCGAAUUUGACCCCACGAUCGGGCCGAAUAAUAUUAAAGGUAGGCUGAUAUCGAGGAAUAUUCCUUUCUCGCUUAUUGGAAGCUCCCAUUUUUUGUCUACAUCCUAUUUGCUAAUAUAUCGCUGCAGUGCUCAGCAGAACCUUGUUUGUAGGCGGUGUAACGUAAGUUGAGACAAAAGAAAAAGAAAAACACAUAUCCCGUGUUAUAUGUAUAUGUUGAACUAAUGUUGAGUAGCAUCUCCGACGAUGAGCUCCGAAAACUCUUUGAGAAGCAUGGAUACGUGCAAUCUUGUAUAGUCAAUCAAGAGAAACGGCACGCUUUUAUCAAGAUGCUUACCCGCCAGGACGCUGUCAAGGCCCGCCAGGGAAUGGAGACAUACAGAGCCGACAACAUGACCAUAAGGGUAGGUUAACCUACUUGCCCCACCUUUUAUUCACCCAUAUGAGAGAUAGCUCAAGGCUGACUAUUUCCUUCUACAGACCAGAUGGGGAGUCGGCUACGGCCCUCGUGACUGCAGCGACUACCAAACGGGUAUCAGCGUCAUCCCAAUCGACCGUCUGACUGAUGCGGAUCAGAGAUGGAUGGUUUCAGCAGAAUAUGGCGGCACCGGAGGCCGACCUCUCGAAGGGGGCAUGUGUGUGGAAGAGCCCGACAUUGAAAUAGGCCAAGGUGUGUCCUCGAAAGGUAACUACCCUCCGAAUAGCCACAGCCAUAACCUGCAGCGGAAAAAACGGGGGUGGAAGAAGAACAACCAUAACUUACACGGAUGUGUACCCAUAGCCAUAUCCAAACGCUUCCCCACUGACUCUGGUGGAGCCAAAGGGCCUCGUUCCUCACACGACAACACCAACAGCAGCGCCAGCAACAACACCGGCGGCAGCAGCACCACCCAGCGUGACCCCCCUCGUACUAAGCGCAACGAUUAUAGCGAACUUCACGAUCGUACCGGUCGCGACAGCAAUAUCGGCGUGGCACCCCCAACCCCAGGCUUCGGCACAGGUCUUCCGUUCCCAAUGGGAAUGAUGCCGCCAAAUAUGCCUCCCGGGUAUCAGUAUCCUGGUUUUCCCAACCAGAGGUAGUGGGAUGGAGCGGAUCGGCUUGGAAGUGUUUCUUUUUUCCUUUCAAAAAAAAAAAGGGAAAGCGGAGAAAAAAGUAGUUUGUGAUGUUGGGGUUAGUUGGCUAGCUGAGGUGGGCUGGAGGGGAAGGGUGUGGGGGUUAAUGGUAUUAUGGUUUUUCCGGAUGGAGAGCAGAAGCUUGACUUGACCUUGAACUUGAUUUUAGUUUUAGUUCUUCUAGUACUCUUUUUUUUUUCUUUCUUUCUCUUCCCCCACUACUGCUGCUAUUGUUACUCUCCUUUUUUUUUCCCUGCUUGUUCCUUUUUUCAAAUAUUCUUUUGUGACAAUUUUUUUUACCUCUUUCCUUCUCUCCUUUCCUUUUUCACUUCUAGCGAUGGUCGUCGGUGGAAGCAAGUAAGGUGCGAAUUGAAUCGAAUUGAAUUGGAAAAAGCGCUGAAUGAGAGGGUUCAAUUGAGUUUGGCUGAGUCGAACAGAUACAUAACGCUGUGAUGGCCACAGUGCACGUGUCGCCGGAAUGAAGUGGCUCCCUUUUUGGUGGUGAUGCACCCAAAAAAUGCGACUUUGAUCCGGCGACAUGAGUACGAAUGACACUGGUUGAGGGGGCGAGAGUGGGUAAUGCAGUAUUCCCAUCCCCCCUAACAUGGUCGAACAUACGACGCUCUUCCUUUCCACAUCCUUUCUUUUCCGUUCCAUCGAGUUGGAAUCAUAGCACUGCAUAUUACCCCCUCCUUUCCUUUCCUUCUUCCUUUUUACUCUAGGGGUUCCUUUUCUCUUCUCUCUUCAAACUCUAUCCGUCUAUCUGUCAAACCACCUAUCACCAAUCUAUCCAUUUAUAUAGCCCUUGUACAGUACAUGGGUGGAUCAUAGUCGGUCGGGCGGCACACUGUACGGUACCCGUGAAAAUAUAUCAUGCCAAAAUGAGCGAAAUUCCACUCUAGGAAAAUUCCAGCCGUGUGUAUCCAGGAACUCGGUGAAUCAGCACAAGUACUCGAGUACACGUCCCUCCCCUCCCGGUACAGUACCCCCAAUCGAUCAUGAGCCGUCCAUUGCGCAAGCAGGAGAAGCUCAAGGUGUCGCAACAUUCGCGCCAAGCCCUGAUUUUGCACGGACGCCCACAGAAAAUUACACUAUCGGAAAUUUACAGUUUUCACAGGCGAACCACCCAGCAACACAAGACACUCAUCUAGCUGAAACUCAGGCAUUAUGAAGCCCGCACGACGGCCUAAUAUAUAUAACUAGUUGAAGCGGACACGGCGUUACCACAGGGCAGGGAAAAUGGUCACUUUGGCAUGAGUAGGACCCUGACGACGAUUCCUGCAGCUUACCAGGGCACGAAUAUUAGGGCAGUCUAUCAUACGAACCCUCAACACUGUGCAACGCCGGGUCGUGCUUCUUCCAUAAUUUCCCACUUAUGAUACUUGUCACUCCUCCUCCUCCUAUGAUACCCGGCGCGGCGUGGCGCGGCACGGUACGGUAUUCCCACCGUUUCCAAUCCCGCUAUCGGUACACCAGACGACACCGUACGAUUCCAUCAACACCAUCUUGGAAAUAGGCCGGCGGAAAGGCGAUAGAUGGGAUGCGCGCCAAGGUAUAUACGGGGAUUGAAUCCCCCACUUGUUAAGUUACUGCGGAAUACCCGUUAGUUUGAUGGAGAAGUUAUGCUGCCAAGUGGACAAACUCCCUGGUCUACAGCUGAACAUCUCCGAAUAACCACGGAUCUUUAUUAUUUCGGUCGACUUUCCUUCCUCGCUUGGGUAGGUCUUGCUUAUACUCGGGUAUGGUUCGUAUGAACAAACUUGUACUAGUACUCUUUGAUAUUGUGGAGUACCGGUAUCUCAUCUUGCCCUGCUGGCGUUGACUAUGGCUCCUUGGUGAUGAGCAUGACGGUGGUGGCUCUCCGGUCGAAUGAUAUCACAAUAACAAUCGGAAUCACGAUACUCGUAUCGACUGUGAAUUGCCGGUAAGUUACUUCCUUCUCGAGUCGACUGACCAACCGCCCCAGCACAGUACUUACUAGUACAACACAGGACAAUUUGAAGCUAAACUGAUACGAUACUUUCCAUGAUACAUGUACCCGUAGUCGUACAGUACAGCAUCAACAACACGGCACGUCUCCAGGCACCAUACCAGCAGAGCAGUCCGACAUAAUAAAGAGGACAUAGCCCCGUCCAAGACACCGGAAAUUUCAAAAGAUACGGCAUCAGAAAGUAUGAUGCAGGUACCAGAACAUCGGCGCCAAGGAUCGGGACUUUAGGAGGCCUUGGCAUAGGAAUGAUACUGAUGAAACGGGUGAAACACCCGUUUAUGUGCCGUACUGCCAAGAAAUUGUGCGAGGCAUCAGAUGGACCCUUUUUUAAAAGAAAAAGGAAAAAAGAAAAAAAAAAGGAGGAAGAAAAGGAAAGACGGAUUUGCGAGGUAGGGCGGCGUGUAGUGGACCAACUCGCGAGUUCUGUGCUAUGCUACACCAUACCAGGCCCCCGAGCGGACAUUUACCGCAAGAUUCACUUCGAGGUUGAGCUGUUGAAACCGCCUACGGUAUUUCUGGCCCUCUACACCUGUCCCCGCGCCAAAGAUCGGUACCCUUUCCGGAAUAACUGCCGGUAUGAUACUCCCUGCGCAGGCCCGUGGAACGGGCGGGCGGGUGCCAAUUCUUGGCUCGGAGACAGGAGGAUCUGCGCGGGCAUUAUGCCAAUAUGUACGAGCACGAGUACCGUCUCUACAGGUACUAAGAGGUCACAUGGUUUUGAGAUUUUAGGGACCGAACAGCAAGAUUUCUUCUAGGUGCUACUAGAAUUACCGUACCUUCCAACGCAAUAAAGUAAACCAUUGCAACACUUGGUGAUUGCGUUACCGAAAACCAUCGGUGGGGGAAAGCCAAGCCUACAGUGUCAAUGGAAAUUACCUCGAUCCCCCAGGGUGCCCGUGUCUCGGAGCCAAGCACUUAUAGACAUCCGGUUGCCCCUUCCAUGGGCUUGCACCGGCAGUACCGUAGCCAGUGCGAGGAGGAUGCCAACUCUUGGCGCGGAGAUACGACUACCGGUACUCAAGAACCGGUGCUCGUCUCCGAGCCAGGAAUUGGCACCCCUUCGCCCGUUCUCCAGGCCUAAAAUACCGGUGGCUAUUCCGGAAACGGUGCCAAUUCUUGGCGCGGAUCCAUGAAGACCGGUGUGAUGGAGUCUUGGACGGGGAAAUCGUCACUUUUGGUUUACCUCUCGGCAAACUGUAGCAAACUGUACGAGUAUUAGACCGUGGAAAACACUGCACCGGUGGCCGAGGACCGGGAAGCUCACCGUGAGCCAAGAGGUAAGCCGAAAGUGACGGCUGUUCCACAAUAGACCCCAGUUGCCCAGUGCGGAGGAGGAAAAAUGGAUUCCUUAGCUGCAUAGUAUCAAUGUGCAGACAAGACAAGACGGGUUCGGCCUGGUCUGGCUUUGUUCGGAAAAAGAGGUCCUUUUUUCUCCCUUCUCACAAGUGACAGGGCCAAGUUGGCUGCGAUGAGACCAGGAGGCCCC
Molecule: messenger RNA, 7689 nt
Organism: Tuber aestivum (summer truffle)
Lineage: Eukaryota; Fungi; Ascomycota; Pezizomycetes; Pezizales; Tuberaceae
Source: the annotation of a GenBank genome assembly